This is a messenger RNA of Lymnaea stagnalis (great pond snail), 4074 nucleotides long. Lineage: Eukaryota; Metazoa; Mollusca; Gastropoda; Lymnaeidae. The record is from the annotation of a GenBank genome assembly.
AACUUUUCGAACCCGGAUUUCAAGGAUCAGGUACAGACCAGUGCUCAAGUGACUUCAGAGGUAGGUCGAUAGAAAGAAGGCUCUUACGAGGUAAAUCUUAUGGGUUUAUUAUAGGCCAACUUCUUCAUCAUUAUUUACUCUAUAUAUUUUCCUAAGAAUGUAUUAUUAAAUAAUUAGGAAAGUAUCCUUGCGGAGAGAAACAAGAAGUUCAAAGAAAGUAUAGACUAUAGAGUAUAGAGUCUAUACUCUAUAAUAUAAACUUAGUAUACUACACUACUAUACUAUACACUACAGUAGUCACUACAGUUUAGUUUAGUGUUCUUAAUUUUAAGGUUAUGCCUAUAUGAGUAUAUAUGUAUGGUUAUAAAUUAGUCCAGUGAUGGGUAGGGGGAGAGGUCACCUAUAAGGUCCACAUUAACAAGUGACAAGUGAUAAAGUGCCUUAAUCUUAAAGCCCUUAAGCCUUAAGUUAUGCCAUGGACUACUAAGACUAAUGACUUUCACUUUAUGAUAGAUAGAUGCUUCAUUCAUCACAUAUUGAUAUUGAGAUGAAUGUAACCUUAGGAGCGGUUUCGUUUUUUUAUAAAAAAAAAUGUCAACCACCAAUGAACUUUGCUAUUACUCAGUUUUAUUGGUGUUGACCGUUUUAUAAAAAAACCAUAAUUUGACAUGAUAUUUUUUACUAACUCUUUCGCUGCGGCUUAAUUGCGGCAAUGGAUAGUACAUUCAUCUGCUAUGCUAAAAUUAAAAAGCAAUAACCAAUGCACUGUCUGCGUUGUUGUUUCAAUAUCAUGGUUGUUCAUACAUUAUACAGUUUAUCUGUUUCUUGGUAAAAAUUUUCAAGAGUUAUUUUUUAAUUAGAUUUUUACAUAGAAGAGUGGUACAUUUUUGUUUAUGAGCUAGGUUUAUUUGUUAUCAUUUGAAGCAUUAUUUUAUUAAUAUCUUUUGCUGUUUUUUUUUCAUUAUUAAUACUGUUGUUAUAACGAAGUGUCUACACGUCUGGCGCGCCGGACGUGUAGUGCGCAAGAUACACGUCCGGCGACUUGUCACGUGACCGGACGGCUAGUAGUUUUUAUAAUUCCAAACGAAGUAAGAUUUAGUACAUCUUGUCUGGUCUUGUGGUAGAGUGGUUGCUUGACGAUAGGAAUGUUUGAGGAUCUAUACCGGGGAUAGGGUCGUUUUUUUUCUUCCCAUUUUAAUUUAAAUAUUUUGUAUAUAUUUAUAUUAUCAUGUUCCUCAGCAACAGUAGUUUCAUGAGAAGUUUUUAAAUAUUUUGUAGCAAUUGAAAUAAUUUAAAAUGAAAUCUUUAACUUUUAUUGGUUGCCACACUGGCCCCUAAUUUAUUUUAUGGAUUACUGGUACACAAAAAAUAACAAACUAAACAAAAAUGUUUACAAGCCACUUUCACUUAAGUUUCUUUUUCUAUUAUUUGCAUUCAAGAUACUCAGUACAUUACUUGGUAGAGAAAUAGAUUUUAAAAUUAACAAUAGUUUUGAAUUAUUCGCAGUCACGUGACAAGGCUGACCGACACGAUAUCUCUCGCCACUUUGUUACGGCGGUCAUGUGACUUGGUCGCCGGACACAUAGUGCGGGAGAUAGACGUCCGGCGCGCCGGACGUGUAGACACUGCCUUGUUAUAACUACUGCAGGCCCUAUUGGGGUGAGAAAGUUUCCUAGACGAUUAACAGCUCAACAAGCUUUGGAACUGUUUUUAUACUAUUUCUAUUGAAAGUGAAGAGUGAAGAUGAUUUAGAUUCAAUUGUAGUUGUUUUUGUGAAGAUGUAUGCCUCCAUCAAAGUCAAAGGGUUUGGGGGAAAAAAGGUUUUGCAUUUCUUGUUUUCACAUUUUAAGUUUCUUUUCUGUUACUUAUUUUAGUUAAACUGAGUAAACAAGUUAUAAAACAUAUAUUAUAUAGUCUAUUCAAUUAUCUUUCAUUUGAUACCAAAUUUAGCGUUAUAAACCAAUAACUAAUAUUUAAAAUAUUUUUUAAUAAACUCAACCUCUCACUCUUUGAAAAAUAUGUAAAUUUUUUCAUUAAAAAAAUUCAGCAUCAAAAGAGUUAAUAUUAUUACAUGCAGAUGGCAGAGGGAUCAUUGUAAUUUUAUGUGCAAAAUUGAGUCUAUCAGUAUCGGUCAGAUAUUUAAUUUGCAAGAACACCAAAGGAGAGAAGAGAAUAACACAACCAACCCUUGCCACGUGCAUUCUCAGUUGAAGGUAUUUAAAAAAAAAGUACUGGUACUGCACAACCUAUUUACAAACAAUCUUUACCUAUUUCAAUAGAUGAAUUUGAUAUCUGGUGACAAUAGCAUGUUGUCUUACAAAGGGUAGAAACAGGAAGUGAUGAUUAUAUUGCGCAUCAUCACAAUAACAAACUCAUCUCAACUCGACGCACCCAGUCACUUUGUAAAAAUUAUAAUAAGUUUAUUUAUCCUUUGGAUCUUUGACUCAUUUUGAGAUGUUUCUCAAAAUUUCCAAGAAAAGGCCCAUUUCUUCGGUCAGAACCUUCACCAUUUUUUAAAGUUUAUUAUUACAUUAUUUAAUGAUGUAUAAUUAAAUAUAUUGUGGCAAACUUUCCAUUUUUUUUAUAUCUGGUGAUACAUUUUGGUCUUAAAUAUUAUGUGCCAAGGCAAAUCUUAUUCAAUUUUGUACAAUUCGUCAGUUCCAAUAUUGCCAAUAUUGUGAAAAAAAUUGGAAACUCACCCCUCUGUCUCUAGAUUCUAGUCUUUGCCUAGCUUCCCCGAACUGAGGAGAAAACAAAGUGGUUUCUAUUUUGUGAGGAGGUGAAACCAUUUUCAAGAACUUUAUUUUGUGGUCAUAUUUCGGUAAACUAAAAUUGACCAUUGAUAAGCCCUCUUUACAUAUAGUAAGGCUAUACAUAAUUUCUUUUUUAUCCCCCUAGUUAAUAUCAAAAUGUCACAGAAUCCACCACCACCUCCUUAUCCUGGUGAUGCCGAUGGAAAAGGUUGGUCAAAAUUUGAAUGUUCUGUCUAAAUAUGAGUAUGUUAUUAUCCAAUCAUUUUAAUUUGAAAGCAUACAAAUAAUGUUCCUUUAUGAGUAUUGAAAUGUUUGCCUUUUACUUUCUUAGCUCUUAUAACAUUUUAUAAAAUAUGUUGUAUUAGCUUAACCAGAUCAGACAAAUAUUAGCUUAACCAGAUCAGACAAAUAUUGACAAAGGUGACAUGUGACCAUUUCGGUCAAUUAGUCAUUGAAUGACUUAGAGAUUUUUUUUUUUUAAUUCACCGUUAUGGAUACACUGCUGCAAGUAAUUUCUAUUUCAAAUUACAGGGGCCCAAAGCUAUGGAGCACCUUACCCACCCCAAGCAGGUUAUCCAGAACCUCAAGGAGGCUAUCCACCAUCUCAAGGAGGCUAUCCACCAUCUCAAGGAGGCUAUCCACCACCCCAAGGAGGGUACUAUCCACCACCCCAACCUGGCAACUAUCCACCACAGGGCUACCCUCAGCAGCCAGGCUAUCCACCCAACCAAGGCUACAAUGCUGGUCAGCAUUCGACAACUGUUGUGGUUGCUCAACCCCCUAUCACGCUUGUGCAAACUUUCAAUGCUGUGCCUGUGAGAACUUCAUGUCCUCAUUGUCGUGCAGACAUUGUAACAGCCACACACUUUGAAAGCGGGACAUUUUCUUGGGUCGUCUGUGUCAUUUUAUGCUUGGUUGGGUAAGAAUAAUACAUUGUACGGUAUAUUAGUUAAACUAAAUUGUUUUUCUUUUAAUUUUAAAAAACUAUCUUUUAUUAUAAUCUGUGGCAAGAAUUUUAAAAUGAUUGUUUAUCCCAUUAAUAGUUUAGUUAUUCAGUAUGAUAAUAUGGUCGCUUUUUAUUGGUUUUGGGCAGAAUUAGAAAAAUUGACAUUAGAAUAUUUCUUUUUAAAAAGUAUUCUAAUGUCAAUUUUGACUUUCAUUGGUCAAUAAGAUAACUUGAACAUAAGUCAAUUUAAUUUUGUUUGUGUCCAGGUGUGACUUAGGUUGCUGUCUAAUACCGUUUUGUGUGGAAGGCUGUCAAGAUGUCAUUCACACCUGUCCAAACUGUCGUCAACAAAUUGCAAGAUGGAACAGGAUGUAG